Messenger RNA from Pseudozyma hubeiensis SY62, 3093 nucleotides. RefSeq lists its product as hypothetical. Lineage: Eukaryota; Fungi; Basidiomycota; Ustilaginomycetes; Ustilaginales; Ustilaginaceae. The transcript has a single exon. Gene Ontology annotation, cellular component: cyclin-dependent protein kinase holoenzyme complex; nucleus. Gene Ontology annotation, biological process: regulation of cyclin-dependent protein serine/threonine kinase activity. Gene Ontology annotation, molecular function: protein kinase binding; cyclin-dependent protein serine/threonine kinase regulator activity. The record is from RefSeq and is a predicted model, not a curated record. Bases 1 to 3093 code for a protein of 1030 amino acids.
AUGGCCUUCUAUCCCGAGGCGCAGCCCGCCGCGGCUGCCUUUCACCACCCCGAUUCGGCCUACGCCAUGAAUCCCUAUGCUCAUCACGAGCAGACCCACCUCGCCGCUGCUCCCCCUCCGAACGGUGUGCCUGUCUAUCCUUAUGUCGAUGCUUCGGCGCAGGCUCAGUUGUACCAACGCCCAUCGUACGGCGACGUCGCAUCUGCUUCUGUCUCCAACGGUGUUGACCACAAUGUGUGGCAAGCCCCUCAAGCUCCCCGCCUUACCGCCGCCGCUGCCCGAGCCGGUCGACAACACUCGAUGGGCUACGCGCCUGCCGGGUAUGGGCAGACGCAUCCUUGGUACGCACAGUCUUUGGUUCCCCAGCCCUACCCACAGCCACGCACCCAUCAGCAACUCGAGCACCAGCUCUUGGUGCAGCACCAUCUUGCCAAGGUCCACGAGCGACAGAACUGUGCGCAUGUGUACCAACCUGCGUUCGGUUCGGCCUCGCUCUCUUAUCCACAGCAGCAGCAUCCUCCCUCCCAUCCUCAAAAUCAUUUUCAUCAUCACAACAACACCUUCCAACAACAACCUCAUGCCUACCAGACCGCAUCCUUUGCUGAUCACGAUACUCGCAGUGACCGAUACGCGAGGUAUCAUGAUGGCUGGUCCAGCUCUCACCGUGGCGAGCGUGCUUCGGACGCGCCACAAAAUGGUUGGUCAGCCUGGCAUCACGCCGCCGCCGCAGCUGCUCACCGUGAACAAAUGGUUGCGACCCAGCCAAAUGCUUCGCAUCGCCAUUCUAUCGACGCUGCCGCACACAACGCCGCGGCCUGGGCACCCUCUCACAAUGUCGCUGCUGCCCAGCAGCACGGUUGGGACCAGUCGACACACUACGCUCAGCAUUCGUACGUUGACAACCAUCAUGCCGACACAGACUAUCGCGGCUCGGCUGCUCGCAGAGGCUCGGGCUACGACUAUCCCGAUCACAUGUCUCGCUUUGUCCACCCACACGAUCGCUCGCACGAGUACGCGGAGCAUCACAGAAGAGAUGGGCCGCACAACUACGCACAGGCGCGCCACGGCCAACGGACCGCAUGGCAAGAGCGCGCGGACGAGUCUCGCAAUCGAACCGAGGCAACUCAUUGGCAGACGCAGCCCGAGGCUCGCCACGACUUGCCAGACGAGACCGUCGCCAACGUUGCAGAAGUACACGACUCCAUUCCCGCCGAAGAAGCCGCUGAGCAAGCUGCCGCUCCUGCACCCUGCUCUCCUGGCUCGUUGGAGAAGUCGGCGUUGCCCAUCGCUGCAAUCGGCGCCCAGCUCAUCUGGAAUGCCUGCGCCGCUCUCUUCGACCCCGAGCUGCUCAUCGAAGCUCACGAUACCGCCGACGAGGCCAUGGAGGAGGAUGUCGACGAUGCCAUGUCACCUACCGCGGCGUCCAUGCCCUCAUCGUCGUCCACGCCUUCGCUCAACACGCCCGACAUCUCGCCCUGGUCCUCGACCGUGCUUGACCGAUCCAGCGCCAACUCAGCCUCUUCGAACGAAUGGAAUGCCUUCCGCUCGCCGUUCGGCCCGGAGCGUCUGCCCCAGCUGCGUCCUCAAGCCCAUUCGUUCACUUUUGGCAGCGACCAGUCCUCGACUCAUCACGAUCUGCACCGCAUGGCUGUGGGUGCAGAACGAGCCCGCUCGACGCUGGUCCGAGACGCAUCGCCCACCAAACGCUCGCGUCAGGGCUCUGGCUAUUCGGAGGUCACCGCGGGACACAGCUCCAGCGCGAGCACAGCGAGCAGCUCCGAGCCAGGCACCCCUGCUUCUCUCGCACAUGAAAGCCCGGCCCUCAGCUCCACCGUCUCGGCCAACUCGAUCGAGACGACGCGCAGUCCUCUCCGCGCCGGCCUCGGCAUGUCGCUCGAUGGCUCGCGAUCCGAGUCGGCGAUCCGUUCGCGACGCAACUCGUCCAAGACCUCGCCUACGCUAGGAUCAUCCAAAUGGUCCGGAAGGAUCCGCGACAAUGUUCUUGCCGUGCUGCGCCUCGUCUCGCCUGACUGGCGUUGGAGCAACAACGACCAUCUCUUCGUCUCGCUGAGCGAGACCCUUCCAACCGCCAGCGCCAAGGCCAGCAACGCUCACUCUCAAGGUCGAUCCGGUGGCCGGGACUCUGUGACGAGCAUCGUCACUUCGUACGCCAACGAACCCAGCCCUGCUUUCCGCAGGUUUGUGCAUCAGGUGCUUGCUCAGACCCUGCUCUCGCCUCCUGCUUUCCUUCUCGGCAUCCUCAACGCGCUGAGGUUGCUUGUCAUGGCGCAAUUGCCCGACGGCUCUAUCGAUCCUGUCGUGCUCGAAUUGUUUGCACAGCCCACCUCUGCUGCGCCGUUCAAGCUGUUUACGCUUGGCAUGAUGAUCGCCAACAAGCAUUUGGACGACAACACGUUCCUCAACAAGACGUGGAACGAGGUCACUGGCAUCCCGCUCGCCGAGCUCAACCAGACCGAGGCGUGGUUUUUGAAAAAGUGCAACUACGAGGUCAGCGUGCCCGACGAGACGUGGAUCGGCUUCCUUAACCGGUUGCAGUCCUGGGAGGAGAAGCGCUCGAGUCGUGGCAUGCACCGCGACCAAGAUUCGUCGAAGCGCUUGCUCCUCGUUCUCGACGAGGCCUUGAGUCACUUUGACGCCAUUCCGGCCUUGCAGUUGGAUGGCGGGAUCGCCCACGACAUGAUGCGCACCAAGUCGGCGUCGCCGAUGGAUAUGUGGGCCAGGCCACACCACCAUCACGCCGGCUCGCUCGCGCUGGGCGCUGACGUCGACGAUGCACAGCUGUGUCACUCGGCUCCUGCUAUGGCUACGUUCCCGUCGCACGACUCUACGCACGCCGCACCGCACAGGUCAGGCCACGUUGCGCGCGCCAGUGUGGCGAUGGAGAAUUCGUCGGCGACUCUGCUGCGUUCGAGCUCCGACUUUGCGUUCAAGGACAUCAGCCCGUUGAGCGAGUCUGGCAAGAGUCAGAGCGGGACCAUGUCGGGGCCGCUGAUGCCGUCGGCGCUGUUGAACGGCUCUCGCUCGCUGUUCCACCACGGCAGCAUGUUUGGGCCUCUGGCGACGUCGGGCUGA